Molecule: messenger RNA, 2454 nt
Organism: Antechinus flavipes (yellow-footed antechinus)
Lineage: Eukaryota; Metazoa; Chordata; Mammalia; Dasyuromorphia; Dasyuridae
Gene: DDN
Product: dendrin
Exons: 2
Coding region: 25-2205 (726 amino acids)
Source: RefSeq, a predicted model, not a curated record
GGGUUGGGGUUGGGGUGGAACAGGAUGGUGGAUGGGCCGCUGCUCUCCAAGGGGCCAGGCAGCCCUAGAAAACCCCAUGAUGGAGAGUCUGCCAGCUGCUUGUGGGUACAGAAGUCCAAGCUGUUAGUGAUUGAAGUGAAGACCAUCUCCUGUCAUUACAGUCGCUGGGCCCCUGCUCACCAGCCCAUGGACCCAUCCGGGGAUCCUUGGGUCCAGGAACCUUCAAGCCACAGGUAUGGGCUGGACAAGAAACCCCCAGAGCGGCUGCUUCGCCGGGCAUGGGUGCCCCGAGUGUUGCAAGAAGCAACCAACUGGGGGACACGGCAUCCACCCGAGGUCCGACCAAGGGAGCAAGAGAAAAGGAAGGCGGCCUCUCAGGAGCGGGAGGCAAAAGAAACAGAGCGAAAGCGGCGUAAGGGAGGUGGGGUUCGAAGUUGGAGCCCUCCAGGUCUUUAUCGUUCAGAACCCCGGAGUCCAUUGGGCCGAGCACGGGGCGGAGGGGGGUCCCGCCACGAACCUGGCGAUGUCCCUAAGACCGCCCAGCCUAAGGUUCGUCAGUUUCCUUGGUUGCCUGGGCACCUUGGGCCAGCCGGCCGCCCGCCCCGUCCAGCAGCACAGUCGCUGAGAGAGCCUGGGACCGCAGCUCGAGUGGGGCUCGGGAUAGGGCGGCCGUCCGGGCCUCCCAGUUAUGAAGCCCACCUGCUCUUGAGAGGCGCCGCGGGGCCGAUCCCUAGGAAGCGCUGGGACCGGCCUCCACCCUACGUGGCUCCGCCUUCUUAUGAUGCCCCUCAUCGGACCUUGGGGGCCAAACAGCUUCCGCGGCUGCCCACCCCGCUAGCUCCGGCUUCUACUCUAGAAGGCAAAGAUAGAGGGGAGCGCCCCAAGAAGAGGCUGGAUCCGCGAAUCUACCGCGACGUUCUAGGGGCUUGGGGGAUUCGGCAGGGUCGGGGCACCCUGGGUGGGUUUCCAGCUUGUGGAGGGCUGGGGCUUGGAGGGAAGACUAAAGACAAGGUCUCUGGGGUCUUUCUCGGGGGUCUCAAUAGUAACUGCAGCGAGAGCUAUUCACAGCCUAGGGCUAACCAGAUCGCUAGAGCAGCAACAUUAACCUCUGGCAUCUCCCAAACGACAACCAGAACCCAGGUCCAUCUCAGAGAGGUCUCUGAAGGAGAACGGGCAGGAGAACAGAGCUGGUCCCGCGAGACCUGGGGUCCUUCCCCCGGAGACCAGGUAGCGCAGCAUAGUCAAACCCUUCCUAGACCCUGGGCCCCUGGGAGUCCGAGAGAGAAAGAGUCCCCGGGAGAGAGGGAUGGAUACCAGAGGUCUUCCAAGUUACCAACCGACUGGAAGGAGACCCAUCGGGAUCAUACCGUACCCCGCAGCCCCAACAGUUCUGUUGGGGAAAACGGAGUGUUUGUCAUUGACGCCACGUGCGUUGUCAUUCGGGCUCAGUUCAUCCCGACCCCUCAAAUCCAACACGUGCAGCUUUUGUCUUCCCCAGGGCCACGGGAUGGGGGGAACUCCCUGGCUUUUCAGAAGCCCGGAAAAGAGGAGGGAGAGGAGGAGCAAGCCUUCACUUCCCCAUGUCAAAAACUGCUGCAGAAUAGCCGGCUCUUUGAUCAGCUCGGCAAGGGCUUCUCAGAUGCAUGGGGUGAGGGUGUUGAAGCCCGCAUACCGGAGGACCCCUCACUGAAAGAGCGCGCCUCCCGUAUCCUGGGGCUGCCAAUCAGGGAGUUAGACCUGGGGGUGUCCCCCAAUAAAUGUAACUCGGACCCCGGUGGGCCCAACGAAAUGGCUGCGAGGUGCGCGGAUGUCGCUCGGGACUCGGAGCCAGGGCCUAGGGUCCUACGGCCAGCCGGCCGGGGCUGGCCGCGGGACCCAGGGCCUUACGCCGGGGCCCUGCGGGAGGCUGUAUCCCGCAUCCGCCGCCAUACAGCCCCGGACUCAGACUCGGAUGAAGCCCCGGAGUGCGGCGCCCAGAGCUGUUCCUCCGAAGGGAGCGACACAGAAGCCUCGGGUAUCUCCAGGCAGCCUGAGCAAAGCCUGCCCGGGACCCCAGGAGAACAGGGAGAAGCCGGGCGCAGGGCCGGAGAGCUGAGAGACUGUAUCCGGGAAAUCCUGGAUGUAAUCUGCCAGACUGAGGAGGCAUUAUUCCGGGCCGAGGGCCCAGCUCGGGGAAAACAGGGAGGGGGGCACCCCCAGCUAUAGGGUCCCGGACCAUGGACCUGAUCCCGCCCUCCAUAGUCCAGCUCACAUUCGCUGGCCUCUUCUCACUUUAUUCUAUAACUUUACCCUUACAUGUACCCCGAACUGGAGGUCCUUACAGUGGAAUCAGAGGAACAAAUAGCCAUUUGAGUUUUUAUGCUUUUAUUUUAGAAUGGGAAGUCGGGGAAGUGAAAUCAUCUUAUGUCUGGAUCAAUUCCGUAACAAUCUCAAUUAAAGGGCUUCAUAAACAAA